GUAAACUAUUUUCAGCAGGUGGUUGAAGGUUGUUUUCACCAUGGCAGGGCUGAAUCUUUGCAUUGUUGUCUGUCACUUCUGACACCUCCGUUGUCUCCAGGGAGAUCUGACGAACCUCGUGCAUGGCAGCCACUGUUCUAAGUACAGACUGGCGAGGAUCCCAGGAACCAACGCAUUCGUUGGCAUCGUCAAUGAAACGUGCGACUCUCUUGCCUUCUGUGCUUGUAGCAUGGUGGAUCGGCUCUGUCUCAACUGUCACCGAAUGGAACAAAAUGAAUGCGAAUGUCCCUGUGAGUGCCCUCUAGAGGUCAAUGAAUGCACCGGCAACCUCACCAAUGCAGAGAACCGAAACCCAAGCUGUGAGGUCCACCAGGAGCCAGUGACGUACACAGCUAUUGACCCUGGCCUGCAAGAUGCCCUUCACCAGUGUGUCAACAGUCGGUGCAGCCAGAGGAUGGAAAGUGGGUAAGCCUGGCCCAGUGCUUGCGUUUACUUCUACACAAUCACUGCAGGAGUAGAACCGAGUAAAGAAUGGUGACUAUCAGCCUCAUUGAGCUUUUCCAGCUGGUAUUUAGAAUUCUCUUUCUUGGGCGCCUGGGUGGCUCAGUUGGUUGAGCGACUGCCUUCGGCUCAGGUCAUGAUC
Messenger RNA from Leptonychotes weddellii (Weddell seal), 643 nucleotides. The record is from RefSeq and is a predicted model, not a curated record. Lineage: Eukaryota; Metazoa; Chordata; Mammalia; Carnivora; Phocidae.